AUGGCUGACAAUAACACCAGUCUAUCGCUCAUUGAAGAGUUGGGGUUUGCUCCUAGCGAGCACCAAUUCUUACUUCGCCUUCUAAGCUCCGAUCCCUUCUCCGAGCUCUCCCCCACAGACCUUGAAACUAGCCAUACCCAAUCUCUUCCACUCCGUUCAUCCAAUCUUGCAAGCGACCUUUCUUCCACAAGCCUCAGGCAAGAUAUCUAUUCGUUCACCAAGCGGCCGGUCCUCGCUAACGUCCAUACACGCGGUUCUCACGAAAGCUCGGAAGGCAGACAAACAAGCCAAUACGCCGAAGAGUGGACUUCGCUCAUCGCUGCGGAUUCGGACUCUCUGAUCUCCGAAUUAUACCACCAACCUCUUCAGGACAACGAGGCUCCUCAUCCCGAGGCCCCACAACUUCCACCCAACCCUGGAACAUUUGAGAACGACGUGCGCCCUGGAUCUGCCGAACCCACAUCUUCGUCAAUCUAUUCCGGCGAAUCAGGUGAGCCACCCGACUCCUUUGAUGUUCGCAGCGAGGCCCCAGAUCAAGGCGACUGCGAAGUAUCCCACUACCCGAGGACUUUGAAUCGAUCUGGAACGUUUGAGGAAUUACUCGAGUCAUUCCCGACUCCCCCAGCGGAACAGCCAGAGAACGAUGUUUCUCGCACCAGCGCGUCCUAUCUAGAGAUAGUGCCCCAGCUAAUACGCCGAGCUUCGUCAGUAACCGGUUCAACAGCGUGA
Messenger RNA from Penicillium bovifimosum, 729 nucleotides. RefSeq lists its product as uncharacterized. NCBI's taxonomy places the organism in Eukaryota, Fungi, Ascomycota, Eurotiomycetes, Eurotiales, Aspergillaceae. Bases 1 to 729 code for a protein of 242 amino acids. The record is from RefSeq and is a predicted model, not a curated record. The transcript has 2 exons.